UAGAUUAAAUGCACAGCAGUGACUUUUCUCUCUGUUAUACAGAGGAGCCAAUAUACUGUUAUACCCCACACAACUUCACCCGCGACCAAGCCUUGUAUGCCAGAGGAUAUUGUUGGACAGAACUAAAAGAUGCCUUGCCAGGAGUCGAUGCCAGCCACUGGCCCUCCUUGUUUGAACAUAAGUUCCUACCUUAUGCACUGCUGGCUUUUGCUGGGAUAAUGUACAUUCCAGCUCUGGGCUGGGAAUUUCUGGCCUCCACUCGACUCACUUCCGAGCUUAAUUUUUUGCUUCAGGAGAUUGACAAUUGUUACCACCGUGCAGCUGAAGGGCGGGCACCAAAAAUAGAGAAACAAAUUCAGUCCAAAGGGCCAGGCAUCACUGAGAGAGAGAAGAGAGAAAUUAUUGAGAAUGCGGAGAAAGAAAAAAGCCCUGAACAGAACUUGUUUGAGAAAUACCUGGAAAGAAGAGGACGAAGUAACUUUUUAGCUAAGCUUUAUCUUGCAAGGCAUUUAUUCAUCAUCUUUUUAAGCAUCAUACCAAUUACGUACUUGUCCACCUACUAUGCUACGCAGAAGCAAAAUGAAUUUACAUGUGCACUAGGAGAGCCUCCAGACAAAACCAGCAGCUCCAAGCUGCACAUCAGAGUGAACUGCAAACUGCCCUCUGUCCAGCUCCAGCGGAUUAUUGCAGGCGUGGAUAUUGUUCUCCUUUGCUUCAUGAACUUGAUAAUCCUCAUCAAUUUAAUUCAUCUCUUCAUUUUUCGCAAGUCCAACUUCAUAUUUGAUAAACUAAACAAAGUUGGCAUCAAGACCAAGAAACAGUGGCAGAAGUCCCAGUUUUGUGACAUCAACAUUUUGGCCAUGUUUUGCAAUGAAAAUCGGGACCACAUCAAAUCUUUGAACCGUCUGGAUUUCAUUACCAAUGAAAGCGAUCUGAUGUAUGACAACGUGGUCCGGCAGCUGCUGGCAGCCCUGGCGCAGUCCAACCACGACGCCACGCCAACCAUGCGCGACUCGGGGAUCCAGACCAUAGACCCAAGCGUUGACCCAGCAGACAUCGAUGCUAAUGAGCAGCUCAUCAUUAAGAGGCCAAGAAAGAAGAUGAAAUGGAUCCCAACUACCAACCCUCUCCCUCAGCCUUUCAAGGAGCAGCUAGCCAUCAUGAAGGUCGAAAACCAUAAACCUGAAAAACCUAAGCCCGUGAGGAGGAAAACUGCAACCGACAGCCUCAUAGCUCCUCUGUUGGAGUCCACUGCAAAAACCUCCCAGCAAUCAUCAGCCCAUAAAACCGAGUCAAAUGCCAUCCCAAGCACAAGUACUGAGAAAAAACACACGCGACACUUUUCCUUGGAUGUUCAUCCAUAUAUACUUAGUAGCAAAAAGCCCAAGCCAGAGAUUCAAGCCAUGCCCUCGAUGCCUACAUCAAAAAGCCAAGAGGGAGGAUUUAUAAACCAGGAAGAGAAUGUCAUAGUACACGUCACCUCCUCCCUCAAAGACACUCCUCAUCCUGCGAAGGAGAUCCUGUACCCAUCGGAGACAUGCAGAACUGUGCCCACUGCUGGAGCUUUUGUCACAUGUAACCACAACCAUAUAGCCACAACUGCUGCUACGACGAGCAUGACACUGAAUCAAGUCAAGGCAGAACCAACGCCUGCGCUGAACUGCAACCCGACCCAUCCGCUGCUGCACAUCAACACACUGUAUGAAGACCACGAGGAAGAGGUGUCUAACAUGAUAGACAAUGGUAUCCACUCACCCUCCGACGCGGGGGAAAUGCUCUCCAUCCCGGCCAUCCCGACCCCCAAGCAGAUACGGUUGGCCACGUUUGACGAGCCCAUGGCCAUAGUGAGCUCUGUGGAGUACUGAAGAGCAGGGCCGCCCCGCUGCGCCCUCGCGGCCCGGCCCAGCGCCGCUG
This is a messenger RNA of Tinamus guttatus (white-throated tinamou), 1914 nucleotides long. Lineage: Eukaryota; Metazoa; Chordata; Aves; Tinamiformes; Tinamidae. The record is from RefSeq and is a predicted model, not a curated record.